This is a messenger RNA of Salmo salar (Atlantic salmon), 9395 nucleotides long. RefSeq names its product unconventional myosin-XVIIIa. Gene Ontology annotation, biological process: actomyosin structure organization. NCBI's taxonomy places the organism in Eukaryota, Metazoa, Chordata, Actinopteri, Salmoniformes, Salmonidae. Gene Ontology annotation, cellular component: cytoplasm; myosin II complex; myosin filament. The record is from RefSeq and is a predicted model, not a curated record. Gene Ontology annotation, molecular function: actin filament binding; ATP binding; cytoskeletal motor activity.
UAUUGCGUUAAAAGACUGGACUUCUCGACAGCCCUGCACAGUAAACUGGUGAAAAGCUACUGACAAUCUCGCUCAACCCUUCAUCGGACUGUUGACCGACUCUAAACCUGCAUAUCACUGAGUGGGCCCCUCUGUUGAUGACAUUCUGAACUAUCACCCAGAUGCUUCCAUGACAAGGGUUGAAAGCCUGAACUGAAACUUCACUUGUGUAUGGAACCCCCCUAGUUUAAACCUACACAAACCAACCUUGUGGGGGUUGCUAUUUGGAGCCAAAUAUGUUUCAUCUGAUCAAGAAGGACAAGGAUGAGAGGAAAAAGGACAAAAAGGACAAAAAGGAGAGGAUGUCCCAGGCAGAGCUGAAUAGUCUGGAGGAAAUGAGCCAGAGGCGGGGUUUCUUCAACCUCCACCGAGGAGGCUCUAAGCGGGACAACAAAAGCAAGCUGGAGAUCUCCAGCCCCAUCCCUAUAAAGGUAGCCAGCAACACAGAGCUCAGCCUUACUGAUCUAGAGCUCAGCCUUACUGAUCGCUUCAGCAACCGUGGCAGCAUGGUCCUGGACUUGGGCCAGAUGAGUGCCGCCAGCUCCAGUGACGACAUCAAGGGAGAUUGGGGACAGGAUCCCUGUCGCACCUCUGUUAAGGAGCGAGCGGCCAAGUUCGGCAGCCUGGCAAAGCAGAACUCCCAGGUGGGCCAGGUCAUGAAGCGCUUUUCCUCCCAGAAAAGCAAAGAGGAGAGUGUCUCUGAGGCCUCCACACCAAGCUCAACGCAACCAUCUCCCCAGAUAGAGAACAAGGUGUUUGACCAUCACAGACAUGGCUCCCAUCUGCAUCUCCAGGGCCACGGCAGGGCUGGGAAGAGGAUUCAUAUCCCAGAGGUAGUGGAGAAGACCUUCCCGGCAGACCUGCAGCUGCCUAGCGUUUUGGCGCCGCCCAUGCCUGAGCCCAGGGAACUGGAGCUGCAGCGCCGCAACACAGGAGACUUUGGCUUCUCCUUGCGCCGCACAACCAUGUUGGACCAGCAGCCUGAUGGUGGGGUCUACCGCCGUGUGGUUCACUUCGCUGAGCCUGGAGCCGGGACCAAGGACCUGGCGCUGGGUCUGGUGCCUGGAGACAGGUUGGUUGAGAUCAACGGGCACAACGUGGAGAAUAAGAGCCGGGACGAGAUCGUGGAGAAGAUCCGUCAGUCUGGGGACUCUGUGAGGCUGAAGGUGCAGCCAAUUGUGGAGCUGAGUGAGCUGAGCCGCUGCUGGCUGAGGAACGGCAGAGAGGCCUACGAUGUGAAGACUGAGGAGCAGAUAGCUGCUGAGAAGGCCUGGUACGGGACUGAGAAAGUGUGGCUGAUUCACAAGGAUGGAUUUUCCUUGGCGACCCUGUUGAAGACGGAGCCAGGCAGUCUGCCAGAGGGGACAGUCAAGAUCAGACUGGAGAGCGACGGCUCGUUGCUGGAUGUGCAUGAGGAUGAUGUGGAGAAGGCAAACCCUCCAUCGUUUGACCGCGUGGAGGACCUGUCCUCGCUGCAGUACCUCAAUGAGUCCAGUGUGAUGCACACCCUGCGCCAGCGCUACGGGGGCAACCUCAUCCACUCCCACGCUGGACCCAACAUGGUGGUCAUCAACCCCAUCAGCGCUCCCUCCAUUUACUCUGAGAAGGUGAUGCACAUGUUUAAGGGGUGCAGGAGGGAGGACACAGCGCCUCACAUCUAUGGCGUGGCCCAGUCAGCCUAUAGGAAUCUGCUGACCACCCGUCAGGACCAGUCCAUUGUGCUACUGGGAAAGAGCGGCAGCGGCAAGACCACCAAUUGUCAACACCUGGUCCAGUACCUGGUCACCAUCGCUGGCAGCACUGGCAAGACCUUCUCUGCGGAGAAGUGGCAGGCAGUCUACACCAUCCUGGAGGCCUUUGGGAACAGUUCCACUUCCAUGAACGGAAACGCCAGUCGCUUCUCUCACAUCGUGUGCCUGGAUGUUGACCAGGCUGGUCAGGUGGCCUCGGCCUCCAUUCAGACCAUGCUGCUAGAGAAGCUAAGAGUGACUAGGCGGCCAGAGGGAGAGUCCACUUUCAAUGUCUUCUACUAUAUGAUGGCUGGAGCUGACAGCUCUCUCACGACUAAGCUGCACUUCAACCACUUUGCUGAAAACAGUGCUUUUGGAAUUGUGCCUCAACCCAAGUCUGAAGACAAGCAGCGGGCCUCCCAGCAGUUCACCAAGCUGCAGGCAGCCAUGAAGGUCCUGGGUAUCAGUGGGGAGGAGCAGAGGGCCUUCUGGCUGGUCCUGGGGGCCAUCUACCACUUAGGGGCUGCAGGAGCCACCAAGGACGCAGACAAAGCCGGUAGGAAACAGUUUGCACGUCAUGAAUGGGCGCAGAAGGCUGCCUACCUGCUGGGCUGCACUCUAGAAGAGCUCUCCUCCUCCAUCUUCAAGCACCAGGCCAAGGGCACCCUGCCCAGAGCCAGCUCUAUACGUCAGGGGACAGACGAUGCAGCAGGAGACUUCUCAGGUUCCAAGGCCACAGCCAUGGAGUGUUUAGAAGCCAUGGCAUCUGGGCUGUACUCAGAGCUCUUCACCCUCCUCGUCUCCCUCAUCAACCGUGCUCUGAAGUCCAGCCAGCACUCUCUGUGCUCCCUGCUCAUCGUGGACACCCCGGGCUUUCAGAACCCUCGCUGGGCCAAGCGGGAGCGCGGAGCCACCUUUGAAGAGCUCUGCCAUAACUACACCCAGGAGCGCCUGCAGACACUGUUCUAUCAGCGCACCUUUGUACAGGAGCUAGAGAGAUACAAAGAGGAAAACAUAGAGCUCGCAUUAGAUGACAUGGAGCCCAGCACAUCUCAGUCUGUAGCUGCAGUAGACCAAGCGCCAAGUCAAGCCCUGGUGCGGACGCUGAGGACUGAUGAGGCUCGGGGCCUGUUGUGGCUGAUGGAAGAGGAGGCUCUGCAGCCUGGGGGUUCAGAGGAUACUCUGCUGGGACGCCUCUUCAGUUACUAUGGCCCUGCUGAGGGAGAGAGCAAAGGUCACACCUUGCUGCUGAAGAGUGGGAAGCCGCAUCACUUUCUGUUGGGUCACAGUCAUGGGACAGACUGGGUGGAGUAUGACGCCCGUGGUUGGCUGAGCCAUGCCAAACAGAACCCUGCCUCUACCAACGCAGGGAGUCUCCUGCAGGACUCCCACAAGAAGAACAUCAGUGGUCUGUUUAUGAGCCGAGGAGGCGGGGCCACCACCCUGUCAGGCUCCAUCGCGGGCCUGGAGGGUGUUUCCCAGCUGGCCUUGCGGCGCGCCACCAGCAUGAGGAAGACUUUCACCACUGGAGUGGCGGCCGUCAAGAAGAAGUCCCUCUGCAUCCAGAUCAAACUACAAGUGGACGCUCUGCUGGACACUGUGCGGAGGUCCAGGGUUCACUUUAUCCACUGCCUGCUGCCCAAUGCUGAUGCCCUGCGGGCGGGCAAAGGGGAGUUGGAGGCCCAGGGGGAGAGUGGAGACUCUGGCCUGAUGCAGCUGGAUGUGGCCCUGCUCCGGUCUCAGCUCCGCGGCUCCAAGCUGCUUGAUGCUCUCAGAAUCUACCGACAAGGAUACCCUGAUCACAUGGUCUUCUCCGAAUUCUGCCGCCGCUUCGACGUGCUGGCACCACACCUGACCAAGAAUCUUGGCCGCAACUACAUAGUGAAGGAUGAGAAGAAGGCUGUGGAGGAGCUGCUGGAGUCCCUGGACCUGGAGAAGAACAGCUAUCACAUGGGACUGAGCAGGUUGUUCUUCAGAUCGGGGACCUUGGCUAAACUGGAGGAGCAGAGGGAUGAGCAGACCAGACGCAACAUCACCCUGUUCCAAGCAGCCUGCAGUGGAUACCUGGCCAGACAGGCCUUCAAGAAGAGGGAGACCCAUGACCUGGCCAUCCGCUGCAUCCAGAAGAACAUCACGAAGAACAAAGGAGUGAAGGGCUGGCCCUGGUGGAAGCUGUUUACAACUGUACGGCCCCUCAUUGAGGCGCAGCUCACAGAGGAACAGAUCAGAGGAAAAGACGAGGAGAUCCAGCAUCUGAAGGGAAAGCUGGAGAAGACAGAGGAAGAGAGAAACAAAGUGAGAUUGAACAGUGAUCAACUGGAGAGCAGGAUCUCAGAGUUGUCAGCAGAGCUUGCAGACGAGAGGAACGCUGGAGAGUCGGCUUCCCAGCUGCUGGAGACCGAGACGUCUGAGAGACUGAAACUGGAGAAAGACAUGAAGGACCUGCAGGCUAUGUUUGACUUGAUGAAGAAGCAGAUGGAGUGUAUGGAGAUGGAGGUGAUGGAGGCUCGUCUCAUCAGAACAGCAGAGCUCAACGAGGACGUGGACGAUGAUGACGAUUCAGGAGGAGAGUGGCGUCUGAAGUACGACCGAGCCAUCCGGGAGACUGAGUUCACCAAGAAGAGAUUGCAGCAGGAGUUUGAAGACAUGCUAGAGACUGAGCAGCAGAGUAAAAGACCUCUGGAGAGGAAGCUGACUGACCUGCAGGCUGACAACGAUGAAGUGCAGCGCUCUGUGCAGCAGCUGAAGAAGAAGUGUAGCAGACUGACGGCUGAGCUGCAGGACACCAAGCUGCACCUGGAGGGCCAGCAGAGCCGCAACCAUGACCUGGAGAAGAAACAGAGGAAGUUUGACUUGGAGCAGAGCCAGGCCCAGGACGAAGUGCUGAGAGAGAGGACACAGAGAGAGAAGCUGGGCCGGGAGAGAGACAUGAUGACAGGGGAGCGGUUCAGUCUGUGCCAGCAGCUGCAGGACAAGGACAUGGAGCUCUGUGCCAUCCAGCUGAAGGUGGAGCAUCUGGAGGCGGAGCUAAAGGACCUGUCAUCCCAGGAGUCCAAGGAUGAGGCAUCGCUGUCCAAGACCAAGAAGAUGCUCCGCGACCUGGAAGCCAAGGUCAAAGACCAGGAGGAGGAGCUGGAUGAACAGGCCGGGACCAUCCAGAUGCUGGAGCAGGCCAAGCUGCGUCUGGAGAUGGGGAUGGUGAGUCUGCGGCAGACCCAAUCUAAAGACAUCGAUGGCAAGGAUGAGGAGGUGGAGGAGAUCAGGCAGUCCUGCAGUAAGAAGCUGAAGCAGAUGGAGGUACAGCUGGAGGAGGAGUAUGAUGACAAGCAGAAAGUCCUGCGUGAGAGGAGAGAGCUGGAGGCCAAGCUACUGUCUGCCCAGGACCAGGUGGGCUGCAGGGACGUGGAGACCGAGAAGAGGCUGAGGAAGGACCUGAAACGCACCAAGGUGCUGCUGGCUGAUGCCCAGAUCAUGCUGGACCACCUGAAGAACAACGCCCUCAGUAAGAGAGAGACCGCCCAGCUCAAAAACCAGCUGGAGGAGUCAGAGUUCACGUGUGCGGUGGCAGUGAAGUCUCGUAAGGGCAUGGAGAUGGAGAUCGAGGACCUGCACAUCCAGAUGGAGGAAGUGGUCAAAGUCAAGAUGUCGCUUGAGGAGCAGGUGUCACGUCUGCAGAGGGAGAAGAACGACCUGCAGUCUCGUAUGGAGGAGGACCAGGAGGACAUGAACGAGCUGAUGAAGAAACACAAGGCUGCCGUCUCCCAGUCUGCCAGAGACCUGGCCCAGAUCAGUGACAUCCAGGUCCAGCUAGAGGAAGCCAUGAAGGAGAAGCAGGAGAUCCAGGACAAGUUGCAGUCCCUGCAUAGCCAGCUGGAGUUCCAGGAGCAGUCCAUGGUGGAGAAGUCUCUGGUCAGCAGGCAGGAGGCCAAGAUCCGCGAGCUGGAAACCAAGUUGGAGUAUGAGAGGACCCAGAUCAAACGCCUGGAGAGCCUGACGGGCCGUCUUAAGGAGAACCUGGAGAAGAUGACAGAGGAGAGAGACCACCGCGGGAAUGGAGAGAACAGGGAGAAGGAGCAGAACAAACGUGUGCAGAGACAGAUGAGGGACAUCAAAGAGGAGAUGGCUGAGCUGUCCAAGAAGGAGGCUGAGGCCAGCCGCAAGAAGCACGAGCUGGACAUGGACAUAGAGAGUCUGGAGGCAGCCAAUCAGAGCCUGCAGUUGGACCUCAAGCUGGCAUUCAAGAGGAUCGGAGACUUGCAGGCCGCCAUUGAAGAUGAGAUGGUCGACAGUGACGGAGAAGAUGACAUCAUAAACAAUGGUGACGACUUGGACACGGACUCAGAGGUGGAGGACCGUGUGGACGAUGUCAAGUCCUGGUUGUCCAAGAAUAAGGGAUCCACCAAGACCCUGUCAGCGGAGGGCAGUCUGAAGAGCUCCAGCCCUCCUCUGUACCGGAGACACCUCAGUGAAGAGGAUGAGAAGGAGAGGGGUUCCAGCAGACACUCCCGGAAGGAAAGUGACAGUGAUGCAAAUCUGGCAGAGUCCACAGCGUAACAGAGACUAAAGCUACAUCUCUCUCUCUAACCACCAUCCUACACGAACAUACCAGAGACGGAUGUACCAUCCUUUAUAUACUCAUAAUACCCCUCCCCCAUACCAUCCUCAUAUGAACAUCAGUGAGCAAUGCUAGCUAGCACCAGAGGCAAGGGCAGGGGAAAGUCAGAGUGCACAUACAACUUCUAUUGAAAUAACAUGUUAUAGCCAUUUUCACUUGCUACUAAGAGCUUUGAAAAGAACAAUCUCUCACAACAUAUUUUCCACAUCAACUCUACAGCUUUGAAGUGAUAUAAAUACAGUUUAUCACCACUGGCUUAUUUAAGAGCUAUCUGUAGAGCUUCUCACCACUGGCUUAUUUAAGAGCUAUCUGUAGAGCUUCUCACCACUGGCUUAUUUAAGAGCUAUCUGUAGAGCUUCUCACCACUGGCUUAUUUAAGAUAGCCUAUGAAAAGCUGAUGCAUUCUCAAACUUUUGUAUCAUUUCAGCCAGUAGUUUUGAAAGUGGUGCUCACGAGCCAAAAGUGGUCCCUGUUUUUUGGGUAGCACGUCAUAUGUUAUGAAUCCAAUUUGUGCAAUAUGUUAUGAAUUUGGAUCCCGGAGUGCAUCUUUAAGCUCCUGUUGUCAUCUCUGUUUGAGGGCUGGAGAGCUUGUGGUUUAUUCAAAUGACUGUAUCAGGCCGUCUCCCUACAACCUGACUUCUCACUGCAAGUCCAUACGCCUGACACUCCAGCAUAUCCUCCUUACCACUUAGAAAUGCACUUGUCUCCUCUACAUGUGUUUGGACUGUUUGCUCUUGCACUUCAAGGAAUAUUUAGCCAAUAUCAGUGUAUAGAAGAAAGAAAGACACAAGUAUUUAUCUUGCUUCAAUACUGUUUUGAUUUUUAAUGGUUCUUAGAGAAUGGGAGGGAGAGCUGCUGUGAAGGGAUAGGGCUUUAUGUCACAUGCGUUGGAUCUGGUACAUUUGCAUACAUUAGUUCAUGCUGGAAUGGUUUUGGUCUGGCUCGUUUGAAGCUCCGCCAUGCGUUUGUUUCUUCCUGUCAUGUCUGUUGGUUUUCAAGGGAAUGCAUUUACUAUCUGCUAUGACGGGGGCUUUCUAGGGAUCUUGUUCUUUCUUUAGCUAUCAAGAUAUACAUGCACUGGAUAUCAGGGGAAAAAAGGGGUUUUGAGGCAAAUUGUCAUAGUGCUAUAAGCCCCAUGUCCCUCAUGGGGGGGAAAAAAGCAUGUUUGCAACAGAAGUUCUGAUCUAAUCCCUGGAUGAAUUGUCUCAUGUAGGAUAUAGCUGUGUCGUUCCACUAAUUGGGUGCCUUUUGAGUAGUGUAACACCUCAUUUUAAAAUUCUGUCAUAAAGAGCACAUGCGCCUUUAUAAAAAACAUGUUUUCCCGUCUCAAGAUGGGAAACGGGGAGGCACAAUUGAAAGUAAGCUUGACAAAAAAAGUAUCAUUGUUAAAUGUCUAGCCUAUCUACCUAUCGGUAACAGAGUUGACAUGUUAUGUUCAACCCGUUCACUUUUCCACCACAGAACACCAGAACAUGGCUGAAAAUAGUAGAGCCAGCUCACCUGCUUUUCCACUAGGAUUUUACUAUUAGAUGUUCAGUUUCUUUUAGAAGAAAAUAUAGAAAAAUGACUAAUUUCACCACAUUAAAAUGAGAGUUCAGUUCACAUAGCAGGGUUGACCAUAAAGGAGACCUGUUUUUCUUUUUUACAACCAAAUCUCAAUUUUUGUUUGUAAAUGGCGUGCAGUAGACAGGUCCAGACACCUUUUUGUGAUUUCGCAUGUUUUUGAGAAACUUACUCCAAACAGCAAAUCGCUCUCUCACCCUCGUUGUGUAGUAUGUGGGCCAACAGAACAGAUAAAGGAUCCAAAAACACCGAAAUAUGUCCUGUUCGAAACAUCAAAGCUCUCAGUAUAGUGAUUCAGGUCUUUAGAUGUUGUACACAUGAAAUUGUGUCAUUCCGAACUUUAUCCGCAAUGUUCUAUUCUAUUUUGUUGCGACUCGAGUGAUACCGCUUUGUCCCUUCUACAAAAUAAAGGAAACACUUGAGUAAAUGGGUGAUACAAAGUAUAUAGUCUAUUGAAAGCAUGGGUUGCUUCCACACAGGAAGUUCCAGCCCCUUGUAGAAGAGCUUUUCAGGCAGCUUGUGGUGGCCCAACACCCAAUUAAGACACAAUGUUGGUGUUUUCUUUAUUGUGAAAUAGAGAUUUGGUUGUAAAAAAUAACCUCUCCUUUAAAAUGAGGGACAGAUGUAAACAAAUCACUAAUCACAUGAAAUAAAUAAUAUUCUUUAGAAGUGUAUUUUUGUCAAAGCAACAAAAAUAACUAGGGCUUAAUAACAAUGGUGAACACGUGGAGAAAUGUUGGGAUUAAGAGGGUUAAGGGACAGGUCAAAAUGAUAAAACAUUUUUCAUAUACAAAUCAGAUUUAUUGAAUUCUUCAUGUGAUCUAUAUUAAAGGGCACUUAAAUGAAUACAAGUCUUUUAAAAAUGUAAUAUUGGUGCACAGUUUCUACUUAAAAUAUUAAAUGGAUGCAAAAGGCACUAAUUUCAUGGAACGAAUUUGGCCUUACUGAGUGACAAUGAUAUCCUUUAGUUUAACCUUAUGAAUUUUCAGUCGUAAAUAUGUAAAUUAUGUAUCUCCAUGUCCACAAGUGGGUUUUCAUGUGUCCAUGUUUCCAUUGCUCCUGUCUGUUCAUGUGCAUUGGAAGGAAAUGUUUAAAGUGUGUGGGAUAGACUAUUUUGCAUAUCUUCUCAGUGGGAGCAUAACUCUGCAUAUCUUUUCCCAUUUCCAGUUUUUCUAUGCAUUAGAUACAAAUAUUAAUAUGGAACAUAGGAUAAUUUGAUGUCAAUGCUUCUGAGUAGUGAUUUGUUAAAUAAAAUGUAUGUUUGAAUCUUGAGGCAUUUUUGGCUUUACACACAUAAUAUAUACAAUGUUUGAAAUGAUUCUAUGAUUCAUCAUAGCUUUUCAAACUGGUUUGUUUAUUUUCAUUAUGGAACAAUUUACCACUUGUGAUAGGAAUAAUUUUUUGCUUUAGUUUUAAUGUAAAUAAAUGCAGGUGUUUGUUUACAGUAA